Messenger RNA from Vicia faba (fava bean), 438 nucleotides. The record is from the annotation of a GenBank genome assembly. Lineage: Eukaryota; Viridiplantae; Streptophyta; Magnoliopsida; Fabales; Fabaceae.
AUGGGAAGUCAAUCUAAGGGGAGUUUGGAUGGAGUUCAAAGUGAUGUGAAGUUCAAAGCUACUGCUAAGUGGGAAUAUAUGUCUGCUAGUGUGUUUUUCUUGGUGACAAACGCUAUAGGAUGUACAUACGCAGCAACAACAAUGGUGAUUUCAACCAUUGCAAGAAGCAGUGGAAACAAAACAAUACUGUUGAUGAUAACAAUACUAGAUCUUGUUAUAUCUGGAUUACACUUCUCAGCCAACGGAGCAGCUGCUGCAGAGGGAGUGUUAGGGCAGAAAGGAAACUCGCACGUGCAAUGGAUGAAAGUGUGUAAUGUAUUUGAUGCCUAUUGUCGUCAUAUGACUGCUGCUUUGGUUCUAUCUAUCAUUGCUUCAUCUGUCUUUCUUUUGCUUGUGGCUCACUCUAUUUUCAACCUCCAUUAUUAUAGAUCUUACUAG